Messenger RNA from Ipomoea nil (Japanese morning glory), 2250 nucleotides. Its product is annotated as protein FAR1-RELATED SEQUENCE 5-like. Gene Ontology annotation, molecular function: zinc ion binding. Gene Ontology annotation, biological process: regulation of DNA-templated transcription. NCBI's taxonomy places the organism in Eukaryota, Viridiplantae, Streptophyta, Magnoliopsida, Solanales, Convolvulaceae. The record is from RefSeq and is a predicted model, not a curated record. The transcript is spliced from 3 exons. Bases 1 to 2250 code for a protein of 749 amino acids.
AUGGAGAACAGCCCGUGCACAGCAUUCCCAGGUGACGCCCACCGUGCACAGCACGAAAUGGAAUGCGAAAUGGAAAUACAUGACGAUGGAACAAAAUACUGGACACCACCAACAACAAAAGAAAAAACACCGUUCGAAGGACAGCGAUUCAAAACAGUUGAAGACGGAAUUCAAUUCUACGAGGAGUAUGCUAAGGUUGCCGGAUUUGAUGUUAGGCAUGGAUCAAAACGCAAGAAUCGAUUCGGGCAAGUGUCAAUAAAAUACAUGCUGUGCUCACGCGAGGGUUACAAGGCUGAACGGAAGGAACCCAACAAUAGCUCAACAGUAAAGCAGAGACGGCGGAGAGUGUCCAACAGGAUAGGCUGUAAGGCACGCAUGGUAAUGACAAAGAGUGACAAAGGCGGAUAUAAAGUACAUGCAAUCCAACUAAGACAUACCCAUUGUUUAUGCUCAGAUGCGGCUAAAGCUUUUUUAAAGAUAAAUAGGCAACUUGACAUCGGCCACAAAACCUUUCUGGCUCACUGUGCAAAGGCAAAUAUCGGACCCACAAAAGCUUUCAGAUUGUUCAAAGAGAUGGUGGGGAGUUUUACAGAUGUAGGAGCAACAUGCAUCGACUUUUGCAAUUUUAGACGGGACCUAUUGGCCUAUAUAGCUGAGGCCGACGCCCAAAUGGUGAUAGAAGACAUGUUCAAAAGAAAAGAGGAUAACCCGGACUUCUAUUUCGAUUUCGACAUAGACGAAGAAGCACAAUUAACAAGGUUAUUCUGGGCGGACGCCGAAUGUCGAAGGAAUUAUGCAUAUUACGGCGAUGUCAUGUCAUUCGACGCCACAUACAGUACAAACAGGUACAAGUUAGUGUUCGUCCCUUUCACAGGGGUUGAUAACCACAAAAGGUGCAUAACAUUCGGGGCCGGGUUGAUUGCGAAAGAAGAUGUAGAGUCAUAUGAGUGGCUAGUCACGAAGUUCAAAACUGCAAUGGAAUACACACCAAGAUGUACUACAACUGACCAAGAUCCAGCACUAAAAAUAGUAGUACCACACAUUAUGCCAACAACAAGGCAUAGAUUCUGUAUGUGGCACAUCAUGUCAAAAGUUGGGGAGAAGGUGGGGGUUGCAUUGUUGCACAACGCAGACUUCAAAAAGGAACUAAAUAACACCGUAUGGGAUGACACAUUAACGGUUGAUGAAUUUGAGCGGAGAUGGACAACACUAAUGAGGAACUACAAUCUUGAAGAACACCGGUGGUUUGCCCAACUGUACGAUGCACGUGCAUCGUGGAUACCUGCAUACUUCAAUGACUUACCGAUGGGAGGUCUACUAAGGACCACAUCACGGUCAGAAUCAGAAAACAACUACUUCGGUAAAUUUACAAACCACCAUAGCAGUUUGGUAGAAUUUAUGGCACAAUACAACAGUGCCAUUGGAGAACAAAGGCAUAGACAAUCAAAACUCAACGCAGAAAAUGAAGGUUCGUACCCUGAAACUAAAACCCCUCUGAGUAUUGAAAAGCACGCUGCUAGAGUUUACACCGUUAAUAUAUUCUAUGAAUUCCAACAAGAGGUAUGGGAUGCCAGCUUCAACUGCCACAUUACCGACAAGAAUAACGUAGGUGACAUAUGGACUUACAAAGUUGAAGAAACUGGUGGAAGACUGUUUGAAGUAACAGAAAUCCCAAGCACGAAGCUAAUAGAGUGUGCAUGCAAGAAAUUCAAUCGUGUCGGUCUACUCUGCAAGCAUGUGCUACAAGUGAUGAAGACAAAAGGGUAUGAAAAAAUCCCACAACAUUAUAUCGUCCCACGAUGGACACGAGACGCAUGUGCACACCCAAUAUAUGAUGUCCCAUGGGCAAAAAGAACACCCAAAUCCAAGGCAAAUGAAACAACACAAGUUGCAAAUCAACUAUGGAAUGAAUUCUACAAUUGCAUGGGAUUAGUGAAUGGUUGGCCAGAAAAGAUGGACCAAAUGUUGGCAACAUUGCAACAACUCAAGAAGGACCUAGAAAACGAAAGGCAACAAACACAAGAGGGUCUGAACAAUGAAUCCGUGUUUGAAAGACUAGUCGGAUCAAGCAAACUGAGCGACAUACAAAUAAAACCCCCCCAAGUUGCAAAGAACAAAGGGAGUGGGAAGAGACUCAAAAGCAACCGAGAAAAAGCCGCCACGAACAACCAAAAGAGAAAGGAAAGAACAUGCAACAUAUGCGAUCUCCCGGGGCACAACAGCCGCACCUGUCCAGCUAAACUUGCAUAA